AUGUGCAUAUUGGAACUGGCAGCCCUUUAUUCACCUUUGUCACAGCUUACCCUGGCUCCUGUCUAUGGAUCAAUCCCAACAUCCGCUUUUCACCAUGAGAUUACCUCUGUUAUCGUUCUAUUGUCCCUCACUCGAGCCAAUAUGCUCUCGCGCUUCAUGCCAGCCAAUAUUGAAUAUUAUAUUCCGAUCUUGGCCUCAAGCAUUCCGAUGAUCCAAUCACACCUAUUCAAAUACAGUACCCAGCUUGGUGUAGAAUCUGGACCUCUUAUUACCGAGGGCCUCACUUACUACCCUCUACUACUAAUGAGCACUUACUCAGCGGCUCGUUUACUCCUGGACGCCAAGAUCGACCAAUACCUACACGCUGCUAUGGGCUCUACCAUACUUGGCCUCUCAACUUAUGGAUUCUUUGUGCUGGUUCGAUCCAAAUCUAGCUUUCUAAUUUCUCAGUUCUUCGCAUUUUCUGCUACGUUCACCAGAGUGACCCUUCAAUGCGCUAUCGGUGCCUUGUUCACCAUCCUGUCACCAUCAAAGUUGAGCCUCCUUGCUAUUCCCGCCAUGAUUCACACUACAUGGUUCAACCCACAUUUCGUGUCACCACACACGGACGCCUUAGCCAAUUCGACCCUGCAAGCCAACCAGUGGAAUCUGCUGGAGCGUGCCGAGUCUAAUACUGGCUACAUUUCGGUCUUGGAGAACCUAGAUGCUGGAUACCGAGUCCUCAGAUGCGACCAUUCCCUUCUAGGUGGAGAAUGGUUGAUCACUGACGAGAGAAGAAAACAGGGUAUCACUACCUCUGAACCAAUCUACUCAGUUUUUGAGAUCUUGGAGGCUGUUCGCUUAAUCGAGACUUCCCACAGCGGUGCUCCGGACAACGAAAAGAAUGCGCUCGUAGUUGGUCUAGGCAUUGGAACUGCACCAAAGGCUCUUAUGGCACAUGGAAUCGAUACGACAGUCGUAGAGCUCGACCCUAAGGUUCACGAAUUUGCGACAAAAUAUUUUGACUUACCUACUAAUCAUGUCGCUGUGUUGGAAGACGCUGUGUCUUGGGUACAAAACGCAUCAACAAGUGCUACCAAGCAGUACGACUACAUCAUCCACGAUGUCUUUACUGGUGGAGCAGAACCUCUUCCCUUAUUCACAGACCAAUUUCUCGGUAACGUACGCUCCCUUCUGAAGCCUGAGGGUGUCGUUGCUGUCAACUACGCUGGUGAUCUUGCCGACUCUUCCACAAAACAAAUCAUCAAUACCAUCAACUUGGCUUUCGAUCGUCAAUGUCGGAUGUUCCGCGACACUGAGCAGUCCUCUGAGCAAUCUUCUGAGACUGAAGCCACCGAUUUUCUCAACAUGGUUAUUUUCUGCAAGAACACUGGCGGUGGCAAGCUGGAGUUCCGUGCACCCGUUGAGGCAGAUUACUUGGGUGCUGUGUCGCGCAGACACUAUCUUGCGCCAAAGAAGAAGCUCGAGUUGGAGUUCCCUACCGAGGAAGAGAUGCAAGAGGAGUCAGUUCAAACACUAACCAUGGACAAUCUGGGCGAGUUCAAGAAAAAGCAGAUCGAGUCUGCCAAAAGACACUGGAAAAUAAUGAGGCUGGUCGUGCCCGACUUUGUAUGGGAGCUCUGGUGA
Messenger RNA from Aureobasidium melanogenum CBS 110374, 1626 nucleotides. RefSeq names its product spermine/spermidine synthase. Bases 1 to 1626 code for a protein of 541 amino acids. NCBI's taxonomy places the organism in Eukaryota, Fungi, Ascomycota, Dothideomycetes, Dothideales, Saccotheciaceae. The transcript is spliced from 2 exons. Gene Ontology annotation, biological process: polyamine biosynthetic process. The record is from RefSeq and is a predicted model, not a curated record.